This is a messenger RNA of Cladocopium goreaui, 6130 nucleotides long. Lineage: Eukaryota; Dinophyceae; Suessiales; Symbiodiniaceae. The record is from the annotation of a GenBank genome assembly.
AUGCGCCACAACACAGCGCCGAAUGCUCACAAGGCGACAGCAUACAGAGAUGCAUGGCCGCCGAAAGAACAACACUAUGCCUGGGAAGACUGGGAGAACUGGGACAACUGGCAACAGCGCCCCAGCCGCUCGCAGAGCCGAACGAAGAGCCCUCGAGCUACGAAGGGAUCACAGAGCCCAAGAGGACGCAAAGGCAAGGGCAAAGGUAUUGGGAAACACAAUACCAAGCACAAGGAUGCUGCUGCGGGUACGCCGGGUGCAGAGACACAGGGCAUGAACUACAGCUCCUCGCCGUUUGCACCCCUUGCCGCAUCAUUGCCUCCAUGGCCAUCCCUAGAAGGUCUGAGCCAGAAUCUGAUGCCAGCCACACCAUCCGCAGCCAGCAGCUCCAACAACUUGGAAGUGCUGGCCCAGAAGAGAGAGUGCGUUGCAGCACUCAAAGUGGCUUACCCAGACAUCAGUGUAGCUCCCCAGGAAACUCAGGAGCUUAUCGAAAAGAUGGACAAGGACAUCGAGCGCCUGGAAAAGGAGAACAGCAAGUUCGUCACAAAGAACUUGCAUGCUGCUACCAAAACAUUGGGCAAGGCUCAGAAAACAUUGACAGAAGCACUGGAAUCGAGAAAGGUUCACCGCACCCGAUGGAUCAAGCAUAUCACGGAGGCGGUCACCACAUGGCAAACACAGCUGCAAGAGUAUCAGAAGCAACAAGGAGUGUUUCAGACUGCAGCCACAAAGGCCCGAGCAGAUAUCGAAACGGCCAGACGGGAGAUCCAGGAGCUUUCUGUCAAAGCCUCCCAAGCCACAUUGGCUGCCAUGCCACCGAUCACUGCAGUGACAGCGGAACAGGACGAGGGGAACAUGGAGGCAGACACCGAAGAAGAGAAGCUGCAGGGGCAGCUUCAAUCGGUGCUGCAACAUUGUGCCGCAGUCCUGAAGGCAGAAGCUCCACAGCAGGUGGUCGAAGCAGAGGACCUGACCAUGGAAGACGACGAGCGAGACAAAAAGCGCCAACGUUCCAUGGAGCCCUUUGGUGUGCCAGCCUCUGCUGGAGCUCCCUUGGCUGCCAAGAACGCCUGUAGUUUCUCAAGUGACAUUGCUCAUCCUGAGAGCAAGCAUAAGCGACAGAGUCGACAACCUGUGAUCGAUAAGAUGAGGAUAGACAAGGAUCAAUUAGACCCUUUGCAGUUGCAAUUUCUCUGCCUGAUGAAGUCAGUGGUGUUGGAUUGGCAGAGCCAAAAUGCACAGCAAGGCUCGCAGAGCGGCGAUGAUAACAAUCAGAGAGCCGAUACAGGUCAAAGAUUGGGUGAUGGUGGCGAGGCUGAACAUGACUUUGAAGAUGAAGCUGAGCGUCUUACUGACACCUCACUGCCUGAUUCAACGACACAGUUUGAACAAUGGCAAGGAGUUCAAGUAUAUCGGUUAGGACGCCCAGUAGUGCACUGCUUUCUCCGCUGGGGUACAUACAAUGCCAUUCUGCGAGAAAUCGCCCAUUUCCUCGGCGAGCAUAUGCGCAACCUGAUUGGCAUUCAUCAUGUCCAAUGUGCUCUGGUCGGCCAGCAUGAAGCAGAGGAGUCAGUUAUACUGCAGUACGUGAAUGACCUGCCGCUUGGCUCCACCGAAAAGCUGAUCAUCUUGGACAUUGAAGUCCAUUUCCCAGGACUACCAGAGGGUCUUUUGCGAGCACCGGAAGUCUCGAGAAGAGUCCAUAGAGUAGUACCUCAGCUUACACGAGCAUAUGUCCUUCGACUUGCAAGAUUGUUCAAUUAUUGCUUUUUGCAAGGGGACAGAUGUCUGGUCUACUGGGAUCUUAGUUUAUGGCCUGAACAAGAUGCUCGGGUGCGAACCAUUCAACACGGCACUUAUUUGCGAAUUGUUGCAACACCGCCCCUAGAUGCCACAGUCUCCACUGAAGCAGCCCUGAAUUUUGCGAUUUCGGUUGACGAGGAUGAAGCCUCUGCAACCAUGGACUGUACACUGCAGCCGAGAUCAGGUCGAGCUUUAGCCUUGACACAGCGACAGGCUUCUUUUCAAAGGCUUUCAGAAGACACCAUCGGCUUGCAGUCGGUUGGACAGAGAGGAUUGUCAUUUCAUGUGAAUGAUGCAUGUCUUGCGCCCUGGCAACGUCAGCUUGCACAUGUCUUCAAUGCACAGGGGUUUGUGGAAUGUGCUGAGGAAGGAUUUGUGGCAUAUGUUGUAACAUGGUUCGUCGAUCACCUGUAUCGACCAAGAUGCGCCAACAGCCGGCCAGUUCGACUCCGCAGUGCUGAGUUUGAUGAAUGGCGUGCACAGAUUCUCGAGGGCAGACGAUAUGCUGCCUUGAGACAUACUGCAGUAUCAACAGGCGCCUGCGGCUUCCUAGACAUGAUGGAAGAGAGGUGUUAUAGCACAUGUUAUUUUGGUCCAGUCGCCAAACGAUGCAUGGGCAACAUCUCUCGUUUCGGCUAUGUCCUGAUUAUUGAUGAUUUGAUCCACCAGCAGACUGAUGCAGUUACCGACACUGACACGGCAUCCGUCCUUCAAAAGCCUCUUCCUGCCAAACUGCAUGACGAUAGCCAGAUUGAUCCAGAUGGUAACCUGCAUAUUCAGUUUGCGGAAGCAAGUAAAGCUCUUGACAGGCUUGACACACAUUUUACUUUGCCAGUGUUUGAUUUGGAGGCAGUUUUGGCUGACCAUGCCCACUGGCUUCCGCAAUGUCUGCCAUGGAUCCGUGCCGAAUGGUAUGCGUGUGACCAGCCGAUUGACCAUAUCUCUGUUUAUUACGACGGGUCCUUUUUGAAGAAGGAUGGCACGGCUGGAGCCGCAGCUGCGGCUUUUGUCCUGCAAGGCAAUCGAUGGCUGUUUGCUGGUGCAGUUUCUGCACACCUACCGGCACCGGAAUUUGGUUCCUACACUGCGGAAGUACGAGCCAUAGUGGUGACCCUGGGAAUGAACUUGUCGACACGAUUGCACUAUGUGCUACACAAGGCUGUGGGAACGAGCAUUGUAUCGGAAUGUGGUAGGACCAAUGUGCGCUUGCAUAGUCCUGACUUUCACUUGUGGCAUGCCCCAGCCAAUGCUAAAGGGCAUUUUCAUUCCAGCAUCUUUUUCUACAUGCCACACCGGACCGUCAGGCCUACCACGCCGAUGCAGUUGCUGGGAGAAUGCCAUCAUAGGCUUGUCAGAGAAUGGACGUCCGGUAUCAACCUAGAUGCAGACCUGGAAGAAGUCUUGGAGGCUAUGGAUGCUGAGGGGUUGCCAGUGGCUGACAUGUGUGAUCGGCUGCAUUUGCCGUGCCUCUUGGAACGUUUGGGCGCACCGGCAUUCCUUGUUCAACUCAUCAAGGAUGUCCACACCAACACGUGGAUGGCUGUUGGCACUUCACAAACAAUGGCCACAACCAAGCGCGGCACUCGACCCGGGAGCCCGCUGGCAGAUUGCAUUUUCCAUGUGUUGAUGUCGGAUAUCUUGCAUCACCUACAAGUGUGGAUCGACUCCCAUGAAGCCUUCAAUGAUAUCCUACGAGAAUUGGACAUCACCGGUAGCAGCUUUGUAGCUUGGGCGGACGAUCUUGCAAUCCCUUGGGCAACGAGGACUGCCGAUGAGAUGCCAGAAGCCCUCAGAGCGGUGCUGAGAUUUGUUCUGCAACUCUUUCAUCGUUAUGGGUUCUUGCUGAACAUGGACAAAGGCAAGACGAGCGCUGUUGUGUCCUUUCGAGGGACAGGGGCGCCGAUGCUUCGCCAACGUUUUCAACUGGGUCCACGGCCAGGGGAUGAGAUCCCGAUAGUAUUCCGACGUACCCAGCAACCGGAUCCACGGGUGCGCCUAGCCACUGACCGACUGCUCUAUGCACAGAGAUUGUGGGAACAUGGGCCAGCUGACCUUCAACAUCUGUUGCACAGAGAACAAGCGUUAUGCCAGACAUCAUGGAUGGAUGGGCUGCUUGCCGAUUUAGAGUGGAUGCGCAAGUUGGAACCUGAUGCACACCCACCUAUUGAUCCGUCCGAUCUGACUGCCCUUUUUGAUUUUUGGCAGAGCGGCACAGCAGAAUGGCAGAAGCGUGUCAAAAGGGCCUUCAGACGCUUCCAGAAUCAAGAGCACAUGAUGCAUCAGAUGCAUAGAUUCCAUGGUCAAAUCAUGAAAGCAUUGCAUAGUUGUGCCACAUUCCGAGAUUUGCCAGCGGACUCACAUGAUGCAGAUGAGGAGCACAAAUGUUUUUGUGGUCGCUGCUUUACCACCCCACAGGGUUUAGCAACGCAUAAACGCAAAGCCCACCAAAUCGGUGCCCUGGAGAAACAUCUCAUUGACGGGCCCACAUGUCCAUCCUGCCUCAAGUUCUUUUGGAGCCGACAAAGGCUCUACCAACAUCUCUCAUAUAUUCCGAGAAGGACGCAGGUCAAUCGCUGCUUCCAAGAUUUACAGAAGCGAGGUUUCCGAGUCCUUGAGGAAUUGACACCUGCGCACCCGGCACAACCCAGAGGGCUUCACCGCACUGAAGCCUUGCAGGCACUGGGGCCGCAUUUGCAGCCGAAAGAUCGUCGCAGUAAUGAGCUGCUUUUGGCACGCCAGCGACUUGCACAGGUGGAAGAGACCAUCUUCCGCAUAAGGGUCCCAGAGGAGGCAGAAGUGCAGCAGAGCGCAUACUGGAAAUGCCUGACGGCAAUUACUGAGGGAUGGUUUCAACGAUUUCGUGAAGCAGGGUUUGAUGCAUCCAUGACUGUUCAACUCCCUGACCUGUGGUUAGAUGCGGCUGCUACGGCAGACCCAGCGUAUCCAGAAUGGCUGGAAAGUGUCUACAUUGGCUGGGGUGAAAAAUGUUUAGAAGAUGUCAUCGCCAAGUUUGAAGACGGUGAGGCCGAGUCACUUGUGGAUAAUGCUUUUGCAGAUUUCAUUUACGAAUUCCCAAGGAUGCAAGCACUCUCAGAGGCAGCCUUUCUGAGACAGAAGGUCGGACGUCUGGAUCAAGAAAGAGGCUCUCUGUUUCCCCACAGACCGCCACGGUUCGGCACUGCCAAUGCGAAGGAGAGAAUCCAAACGGCCUUACAGAUCCCUUCCCUUUUUGCACAACAAGAGGAGUGGCUGGAGAAGGUGCGUGCAAUUCGGUUUGACACAAUCCCUGAUUGCACGACUAUUCCACGGGGUGUUGAAGCUCACACUCAACUGCCAGUAUUCCUUGUUGUCCAUCUCUUCAGCGGAAGGAGAAGGGCAACAGAUGUCCAUGCCAGACUUGAGGAGUUUGCACAGGACAAGGGUUUCAGGGUCCAAGUUUUGUCACUUGACACAGCGGUUUCCGUUUUCUACGGCAAUCUACAGGCCGGCCAUACUACUUGGAAGUUUCUUACGACCUUGUACAAGGCAGGGCGUGUCUCUGCGACAAUUCUGGGGUCCCCCUGCGAGACAUUUUCAGCAGCGCGCCACCAUCCCUUAUCUGCUGAAAUGACUGGGAAAUGGCCCAGGCCCCUUCGCAGCGCUGCCCGAUUUUUUGGCCUUGAUGGCCUUACAACACGAGAAUUGAGGCAAGCAGAACAGGGAGCGGAGUUUUUCAUGCAAGGGAUCUUGGCUGCCGCCUGGACCCUCCGAUGCGGAGGUGUUUAUCUCAGUGAACACCCGUGGAAGCCAGAGGAUGAGGCCAAAGUGAGCAUUUGGACCUCACCCUGGGUGCAGUUGAUCCUCCAGCUCCCGAAUGUACGAUUGCAUAGGGUUUGCCAGUGGAGAUGGGGUGCAAGUGCAGUCAAGCCCACAGGAAUCCUUGCCAUCAAUUGUCCUCUUUUCGCACAAUCCGCAUAUAGAAGACAGCUGCCUGAUGCUGUCAAGCCUCAACAAGUUGCAAUUGGCCGUGACAAAACUACUGGAACAUUCCGAACUGCGGUGCUCAAGGAGUAUCCACCAGCCUUUUCUGCGGCAUUAGCUGGUGCAGUAGCUGAUUGUUUCCAAGUGGCGACACGUCAGACUAAUCUGACGCUUGGGCCAUUGCAAGAGCCAGAAAUCGAAGCCUGGGUACAGAUGGCCUUACAGGCCUGCGCCAACAUUCGCACAGAGGCGCCGUGGCUUCCUGAUUUCCAAGGCUGAACACUUUUGUACCAUAAUUAAACCUCGUUCGCAAGGCGGAACGAUGCACGGCAGCAAGGUACGAACCUUUUGCGCAUGGAAAGUG